Dioscorea cayenensis subsp. rotundata (Guinea yam) is the source of this 1472-nucleotide messenger RNA. RefSeq names its product protein GRAVITROPIC IN THE LIGHT 1-like. NCBI's taxonomy places the organism in Eukaryota, Viridiplantae, Streptophyta, Magnoliopsida, Dioscoreales, Dioscoreaceae. Gene Ontology annotation, biological process: response to red or far red light; negative gravitropism. The transcript is spliced from 2 exons. The record is from RefSeq and is a predicted model, not a curated record. Bases 28 to 1395 code for a protein of 455 amino acids.
GGUCUCUCGCUGACGAGCGUGAGAGAAAUGGACACUGCGCGGCCGGCGCCACCGAGAUCACUCACCAAAACCCUAACCAACCUCCUCCGUUCACGGCGCACCAUCGCCGGCGAUGGAGACGCCGCCAUCGCCGCCGAUCGCGCACUGAAGCCCUCCAAAACCCUAGGGCGGUACCCCGCCAUCAUCCUCUCCGAUGAGCUCCCCGGAGACACUGACAAUGAACGGAAUGAAAGAGAUGAGAGGGAGGCUUUGCUCUCUAACCUCUUCGUCGGAAUCUCCGCCAUUAAAGCCGGCUACGCUCAGCUCCAGGUCGCGCAAUCGCCGUACAACCCUGAUGCCAUUCAAUCGGCGGACAAGGCCAUCGUCUCCCACAUCAAGCAUCUCUCCCAUCUCAAGCACGCAUUCCUCAAGAAGCAGCUGCCGGAACCCCGGCUUGCUUUCGCCGCUGAGAUCGAGGAGCAGCGGAACCUCCUCAAGACCUUUGAAAUCACCGCUAAGAAGCUCGAGGCCGAGAUCGAGCACAAGGACGCUGAGAUCCACUCCCUCCGAGACCGUCUUCUUGAUUCCGAGCAGCAGUGCCGAGCUAUCGAUGCCCGGCUCCAUCCACACCGAUCCCUCUCCUCGCUCUACGACCUCCACCUCUCCGGCCUUAACGCCGUCCACUUCCUCUCCGCGCUCCGCUUCGCUGUGAAAUCAGUCAGGAGUUUCGUCAAACAGUUGGUGCGCGAGAUGGAAUCCGCCGGCUGGGACGUCGACGCCGCAGCCGGCGCGAUCCACCCGGACGUUCUCCGCCGGGGGCCUGCGCACGGCUUCUUCGCCUACGAAUCAUACGUUUGCCUUACCAUGUUCUCCGACUUCCAUCGCCGCGAUUUCGGCCUUCGCGGGGCGGAGGAUCGCCGAUCCUGGGACCGGCGACGCUUCUUCGACGAAUUCUCCUCAUCGGCGCAUAGGAGCUGGAAUCAGCUCCUCGAUCGGAGCUCCACCGCGUCUAGGUUCGCCAGGGCGAAGUAUCUCGCCAUGGUGCAUCCGAAGAUGGAAGCCUCGUUCUUCGGGGAUCUCAAUCAGCGAACCAUAGUGAGAUCAGGGAAAGGGUUCCCGGAGACGACCUUCUUCGCCGGCUUCGCCGAUAUGGCUCGACGUGUUUGGCUCCUCCACUGCUUGUUCUUCUCCUUCGAGUCUUCAUCAUCUUCGUCGCCAGCGGUGUUCCAGGCGGCGAAAGGGACGAGGUUCUCGGAGGUUUUCAUGGAGAGUGUGACAACGGACGAUGACUACUCCGGCGAGGUGGAGCCCACCGUGGCCUUCACGGUGGUCCCCGGCUUUCGUGUGGACCAUGCCGUCAUUCAAUCCAGGGUUUAUCUUUCCUGCAACCCUACUACGACAUAUGGACGGUUCUGAUCCCAUCUCACACCAUCAACUCGCAUCCUACGGUACCUGUACACUCUCCCCUGCUCUUGUAUUAUUAUUACUCUAAU